Quercus robur (English oak) is the source of this 1573-nucleotide messenger RNA. RefSeq lists its product as uncharacterized. Lineage: Eukaryota; Viridiplantae; Streptophyta; Magnoliopsida; Fagales; Fagaceae. Gene Ontology annotation, biological process: tRNA pseudouridine synthesis. Gene Ontology annotation, molecular function: RNA binding; pseudouridine synthase activity. The transcript is spliced from 9 exons. The record is from RefSeq and is a predicted model, not a curated record. Bases 9 to 1376 code for a protein of 455 amino acids.
AAUGAUAAAUGAUAAAAACGUGGGCGUGGGCAUGGCCGAAGCCGAAGCUAAUUUUGGUUUGGGGAAGAGAAGGCAUUCGAUUUCGAAGGAGAUUAACGAUGGAAACCCAGGCUCAGAAGAAGAUUUAUUUACAUUAUAACCACACCGAUCCUUGCAGAUUCGCCAGGUGGAAUGCCAGGGAAAGCUAUGAAUUCAUGGAAGCAAGGCCUUGGCAAGAAGUGAAUGAAUUUUAUUCAAAUGCAGUGAAUGGGCACUCAUCACUGUCCGCUUUGUUUGGGAUUCAGAAUUUUCUCCAGACACAUCAUGUUCACAAUAAUGCUGAAAUUCCAGAGGUUUCUGAUAAAACUGAAUUGGAGAGUGUUUCUGCUGAAGAUAGGACCGGGAGAUGGGCAAGAUCAACAUUCAAAAUUGUUCUUUCAUAUCAUGGGGGUUCCUUUGAUGGGUGGCAAAAGCAGCCUGGCUUAAACACAGUCCAGGGCCUAAUUGAAAUAUCUCUUGGGAAAUUUGUUGAUGAGAAUAAAGUUAAACUGCUGAAAGACAAAGGUUUACCACUGGAAGGCUGUGUUGUUGUUGCUGGGCGCACAGACAAAGGGGUCACAGCUCUUCAACAAAAUUGUGCUUUUUCUACUUGGAAAAGGGAUAUAAAACCUCGGGAUAUAGGGGAGGUCAUCAACAGUGCAGUGCCAGGAAAACUUAGGGUCAUAUCUGUUUCUGAGGUAUCACGCGUAUUCCAUCCUAAUUUCUCUGCCAAAUGGAGGCGCUAUCUUUAUAUUUUUCCAUUGAAUGAUUGGGAGGAUGGGGAGCAAAGUAGUGAGAGUGGGGAGGAUCUUGAACAUUUUAGAUGUAGUGAAAAUGAGGAUGACCAGAAAAUUGGACGUGUUGAAUGCAAUGGGGAGACUGUUGAAAACCAAAUUAUCAAUGAUGGGGAAGAGCUUGAAAGUGGAAAGAAACCACGUAACUUCCGUAUAAGCAGGGUUAACCAACUUUUACAGCAGCUAGAAGGAAAAUUAUUAUCUUACAAGAUGUUUGCUCGUGAUACCAAAGCCUCGAGAAGUGUUGGUCCUCCUACGGAGUGUUUUGUCUACCAUGCUCGAGCCACAGAAGCCCGACUGCCAUCCUCUGAUCAUGGGGAAGGAAGAAAGGUUAUGUGUGUUGAGCUGGUUGCUAAUCGCUUCUUACGCAAGAUGGUCAGAGUGCUUUUGGCAACCUCCGUAAGGGAAGCAGCAGCAGGUGCAGAAGAAGAUGCAUUGCUAAAGCUAAUAAAUGCCACUUGUAGACGGGCUACUGCUCCCCCAGCACCUGCUGACGGCCUAUGUCUUGUUGAUGUAGGAUAUGAAGAAUUUGAUUCGCAAUUCUGCCUCAUUCCAAAAGACUAAGUUUAUUCUCAUAACCACACAGAUCAAGCCUCCAAUCUAGAUUGUUAGUAUCAUGCACACAGAUGUGUUGGGGAGGGGCCUUCAUGACUAUAGAUGGUUAAAUGGUCAUAAAUAUUCCAUCAAUCGUGUUGUUUUGUUUUUUUUUUGUCAGACCUACAUUUAUACAUUUAUAGAGUUUUGUUCUCACUUUUAGCUUA